Bemisia tabaci is the source of this 2445-nucleotide messenger RNA. RefSeq lists its product as uncharacterized. Gene Ontology annotation, cellular component: extracellular region. The record is from RefSeq and is a predicted model, not a curated record. Gene Ontology annotation, molecular function: chitin binding. Lineage: Eukaryota; Metazoa; Arthropoda; Insecta; Hemiptera; Aleyrodidae.
GCCGAUUCGCCGGAGUGGUGAGAGUAAUCGUGAAAGUGAACCGGGGGGCCCAACUCAGUGCGCAGCCGCGGCUCUAUGAACCCUACUCCCAUUCGAACUUGGACCUACUCCAGUGCUUGUGUUUCUCCGUGACGACCGCAACCAUCGUACCCUUCUGUGAUAUCCAGUGAUCCCUCUUGUGUCCAUCUCGUAUGAACGGAGUGCGCGCGCCUUCAAUCUACUCUCCACGCAACCCCAUCCACUCGCGUCUAAUUCCUUCUUACAGUAGUUAUUCACAUUCGCAGGAAGGAUGAGGAUUCAUCUCAUAUGUCUUAUCGCCGUGGCGGUUCUGACCAAGGGACUAGACGGCAGGCAAAAAAGACAGUCCUCAGCUUUCUUCCAAGGACCACCACAGCAAUUCCGGGGAGCACCCACGCCCAAGCCGCAAGGGUUCCUCGGAGGGCCCGUUCCUCGCUACGCCAAUUUGGGCUCGACGGCACCCCAAGGCUUCAGAGCUGCACCGCCCGUCGACGAAGAAAGCGAGGAAGAGGUUGAAAGGAACUCGAUCACACCGUCUCCUUCGCCGUACAGGCAGUCACCCAUCCCUCAGGCCUUCCAAUCGAGACCUCCACCACCUCCACAAGCGCAACCUCAGAUUUUGUUGAGGCCACAACGACCACAACAAAUUGCUGACGAGUACCAGCCAAGGAGGCCCCAAGGACCAAAUGGACAGCGUAACCCACAAUCCUUGGCGGAAGAUGAAUUAGAGGAAGAAAAAGAAGAGCCUGACCGACUCACUCAACUUUUGCCGCAAAGUAAAUUCAACUGUGCUGGUAAAAAGACUGGAUACUACGCUGACGAAGGACUCAACUGCGAGGUCUUCCAUUACUGCCAAGACAGCGCCCGCCAUUCAUGGAUCUGCCCAGAAGGCUUCCUUUUCCACCAGGUGCACCUGAUUUGCAUGCCGCCCAGCCACGACAACAUCUGCAAACAGUCCUCGCAGUACCACUUCGUCAACGAGUACCUCUACCGACCGAUCAAUGUUGAGGAAGCCCAGACGAAACCUAACGUAUCCCUGAGGUACGCCGACCGCUACUACCCAGAAAACUACUACGAGGGCGAAGAAGAAGAAAGCGUAGAAGCCCGUCCCCAACCUCAGACCCUGGCUGCCCCCAGACGGCAACCUCCCCAACAGGUCCCUCAGGGCUUACAAGGCUACAACGCACCUCUCCUCAGACCGGUCGCCGUAACUCCAGUUCCUCAGCAAUACAGCAGACAGCCCCUGCAGUUCAACCCAAGCACACCGGCCCUCCAAAAUCAAGUCUUCCACUCUCCAGAGGAGGUCAACAUCCCUCUGCUCCACAGGCGACCCAACAAUGUCAUCCCUCAAAGUCAAAGGAGCUUCCCUCAGGGACCCAACCCGUACGUCUUUCAAUGAAUGUGAUACGAGCGUGGCGGUUCGACCCUCGAAAGCGAAUAGAAGGUGCGACUUUGGUAACUUAGUUUUCAACGAGAAAUGCAAACACCCUCGUUAAACGAAAUCUCUACCUGGUAACAGUGACUCUACUAGACGCGGAUAGAAACACACAAACAAAAUUGAAAUAGAGACCCACGUUCAUAAAACAGUAAUUAUAAUUGAUCAAUUUAAAGUGAACAACUGGUUACGACAGGCAGAUGAAAAAUAUAUCAUCAUCGUUAGCGCGAUUAUCUACACACUUUUCAAUUAAAAUUGUUCCAAUCAACUUCCAGCGUCAAAAUUCACUUCAAACUCGAUGGACAGUUCAUAUACGUAAUUAGUCACGUUAGUGAGAAGAAAAAUUUAAUUCAUUUAAUCUAACAGUAAAUUAUUGUGAUGUUUCUCGUACUCGUACUAUCUAUCAGAAUAGCCCUACGAAAAACACGCCACAAGUACACCUUAACGCAAAUGUAUCGUCAACAUUUUUUACCGUACGUGCAACUCAUUAAAUUUUAAGUCACUGAUAUCAGGAGGGUCUUUAAGCAAUCGCUCAGUAGUUUGUGCUGGAGAAUUUUAUUUACCUGUGAUGCAAUUUUUUAUCGACGAUUUUAGAAGUAUGUCAGAACUUGAAACACACGUUUCAAUGCAGUGUUAUUCUCUCAGAGGGUAGCCAAAUAAAUCAAUUUGUAAUGGUUUGACUAAGUUGCCAUUGCCGCCACCGAUAUUACUUAAAAGAGACGCUUGAUAACGGUUUUACACUAAAAAAAAAUACAACACCGGCAGUUCCUAUUAUGUGGUCUUAAUCUAUUUGUAUGGUUUUUAUCGUUAAAACACGUUCAAAAUAUUGAAAGCACUCCGUUGGAGCACAAAAGACUAGUGUGAAAUUGCAAGUGAAGCAUACAGCUUUUCGUUGACGAUGCCUCACUGACACCUGCCCUCAAAAUAUAUGUGCCAACUUUUUAAUAAUUUUCACUUGAGGAUCAAUGUAACCGAUACAUGACAGUGUUUCU